Messenger RNA from Paramuricea clavata, 3860 nucleotides. Lineage: Eukaryota; Metazoa; Cnidaria; Anthozoa; Malacalcyonacea; Plexauridae. The record is from the annotation of a GenBank genome assembly.
AUGGGAAAGCAAAAGAAACAACAGUACAAUCCACUUGGUAAUAAUUCGGUAAAGAUACGGCGCGUUGAUAAAGCAUUUGAACCGUACCGACAGGCUUUCAUCCAUGGCGAUAUACAACAACAGAGUUAUAUAAUCAACGAGUUUGUGUCGAGUUUAGUAGCAGCUGAGUAUGCCAAAUUAACCGAAGAACGGGGGUAUUGUAUGGAGAAAUGCUUACCAAUCGAAGAGAUAUUUACAUGCAAUUUGUGUCAAGAGCUAUUGCAUGUUCCUGUGACGUUAGUAUGCGGGCAUACAUUUUGUUUGGAAUGUUUAGGAAACUAUGAGCGCGACGGUAGGACAAUGUGCCCAGGUUGUGGACAAGAGUCAAAUCUUCACUACACAUCCAACAUCGUUGUACGAGAACUAUCGCGAAUAUGCUUCCCCGAGAAAACCUCCAUACGAAACUGUAUCGUCGAAGCCAAAAACCUACUCCGCGAGAGAAAAAUGGAAGAAUUUAUGGAGUUAACAAAAAAUCUCUUGACAAAAUACCCAGAAAACGUUGAUCUCUUGCACUUACGUGCGAACGGGUACCAAUGCCUGAAAAGGUACAGUGACGCUCUAAAUGUCUUAGACUUUGCAUGUACACUUGCACCAUUUUGUAGUAAAGUUUUAUACGCUCGAGGAGAACUGUUGGCAAGCAUUGAUGAGCCCGAGGAGGCAAUGGUAAUGUUCCUUCCUGCCUCUGCUUUGAAACCAAACGACCUCACUUACCGCGGUAGAUUGACUUCGUAUAUUGAGAAACCUUUAAGAAAUAUCUGCAAUUCAAGCGAACUGUGUUCCUCCAGCUCGUCCUACAACGCUGAUCAUGAAGCUACCACCAAAAGAGUAUUAAAAGGUUUGCCUGUGAAAUCCGAGCCAAAUUUCGACGAAUCUACCACGACGGCGCAAAAUAUGUCAAGGAGAAGGCCAGCUUGUAUAAGUGAAGAUGGUCAAGUUGGACAUAGAAAUGUAGCAGUUACAAUGAACUCAAAUGAACAUGCUUUUAGAACCGACUCCACUGAUCACAGAGGCGACCCAACGUGUAGAACCGACGCAACAGAGAAAACCGUCGAUACUUUGAUGGAUCAAGACCGUUCAUGUUAUAAAAAAGAAGAAACAAAGAAUAUCUCACAAUGUCAGCGAGUUAGUUGUAUUCAGAGAAAUAUCAUAGUCCCACCAAAAUCCAAUAUUCCAAGUGAACUAGAAUGUAAACUGUGUUUCAAUCUACUCUACGAACCUGUUACCACAUCAUGCGGCCACUCUUUUUGUCGAGCCUGUCUAAAACGUUGUCUUGAUCACCGAUUUCAUUGCCCGUGUUGUCGGACGAACCUACAGAGCUAUCUGGAACAUUUCAUCAUGAAAAACGUGGGAACAUGUAAGGUGUUGGAGAGUCUAUGUCUGUUGAAGUUUGAGGACGAAUAUCAAACCAGAAGACUAGCUUACGAAAAAGAACUUUUGGACUUCUCAAGGUAAGAUGUCCCAUGUUUCAUUGUUUCAGAACGCAUAUUAUAAUGAGAAAUCAGUUUCGUCUCCUGCAAAAUAUACUGGGUUUAAGUUCUUAAGUGUCCGUUGUCCUAGCUGUAACGACUGGUUGACACUACAGACUACAGUUUCCUUGUUCAAACCAGUUUGUAACAGAUUUGAGCUGGUUCCGACCUUGAAUUACGGUCAUGUGCCAAUAAAACUAGCUGAAAAAUAUAUUAAGGAGAAUUUCGAUGUUUCGAGCGAAGGCCCUUCGGUUUGGAGCCUGGGUCAUAAUUGCGUUUAUAUAGAAAAUUAGUUCCAUCCCAUGACUUUAGCACGAUCUUGGGUCAUGGCUUGCCCUAAACCAUGACUUGUUUGUUACACGUAAGAAAGUUCUGAAAUUUUCAAAAAUGAAAAAAUAACCCCCCACCUUGCAUGCAUGUCGAACUCACGUGCCGCGAUGAAAAGCCAGCUCCGCGUGUCAUAUAUAGAUAGUCAUAGAACGUCUUACGUAACAAAAAAAACAACGAAUAAAACACUUACAAAAUAGCACAAUUAACACUAAAAUUCAUGCGUGCUUUUUAAAACAAAUACUGUCAAAGCAGGCCAAAAGUGCAAAAUGUUAUGUAAUCGGCAGCCGAUUAUGCAUGUAUUAUCAUUGAUGAUGAAUAAUUCAAACCAUUGGCAUUGCUAUAAAUUCUUGAAAUGCUAUAUGUUAAUGACGAAUGUUUGUCACGUAUUUUUUCAAAUAGCAUUUAAUAUUAAAGCUGAAUCGGCCCGAUUAAUCGUUGAAGUAGAUCUGUACCUCUGGUGAAGUCGAUUGCUAACCUCACAUUGUCAAACCGGUUUGGAAAAUCAACAAACAAACGGUCUAAAAAUAGUAACUCUUCCUAAAACGUGACACGUUUGGAAGUCACGCGACUUUGAUUAUGGUUGUUCAUUAAUUAAGCUUUCCCAACGGAAGUGUAGUUGAAAUAGUACUGACAUCAAAGCUAUAUUUUCUUAAUCUAUAGAGCUUGAAAUGUCCCCUGUAUAUAAAUAAUGCGUGACUCUCAUAUAUCCUCUGACAUGCAUGGGCUUAAUAUGUAUUUACACAUUUCCUGAGAUGACAAUAGAGUAUUAUAAAUUGAACGGAAAAGUUUAAAUCUUUCUAAAUUUUAUAUUAGUACUAAUUACCUCAACAAAUCCACAUUAAAUCAUACAGAAAACCGAAUUCUGUCCUUUUAUUGAACUGGUUAUUUCGUCAGUGAAGGGUUUAAACUUUAAGGGUUUAAACUGUUCCGUCAUUCACGCACGUGUCAAAACAGAAACAUGCUCACUCACGUGUUGCGAUCACGCGUAUGCUAAUAUUAUGGUUAUCAAGUAUAUGGGGGAGGGGCGGCUUGAUUGAUUAGAACAAUAUUGGUACACGGCAAUUUGAACGGACAUCUUGCAAAACAUCUGACAUAUUAUUAUGACUUUGUUAAACUAUAGUCUAUAGUCUUUCAAAACAUGGUUUGGAAACUCCGCUGAAGUCUUUGUUAUAUCGUUUUGUUCGCGUUUAUGCUGUUUUGUGCACGGUGCACGGUCAAUGAACACAUUGUAUUUCAGUAUAAUGAAAGAAUCAUCCAAUAGCAACGUUACAGUUCAGUCAUUCAACCGUGCUAUUUAAUUGCUAUUUAAUUGCAUUGAGUUGCAAACUCAACCGCUGAUGAGUCGAUGUAGUAAAUAAGGAGGUAUAAUAUGAAACUAUAUAUAAUUCUCUUUAUUUCAUUUCUUAUAGAUGCGAAAGCAACAAGGAUGAGAUACCGAUAUUCGUAUGCACACUGGCAGUGCCUGACAUUGCUUGUCCUCUGCAUAUAAUUGAACCUCGCUACAAGCUCAUGAUACGGCGGUGCAUCGAAAGCGGUUCGCGACAAUUUGGCAUGUGCGCUCCAGAUCCCGAGCAAACUUUUGCGACGGUUGGAACAAUGUUACAUAUAAACGACGUCAAUUUCUUGCCCGAUGGAAGGUCUGUUGUUCAUACGGUUGGCAGCAGGCGCUUUCAAGUUUUGGAGCGAGGGUUACAAGAUGGCUACAACACUGCCAAGGUUGCUUGGCUUCAGGAUGAGUGUGAUGAGAGCGACUACACUAAACUCAAUUGCGAAGUCUACAACAUGAUGACGCAAUGGUUUGAAAAGCUACCGAGUGAGCAGAAGAUAUGCAUUGUGAAAGCGGUUGGGCGGUUGCCUGAUGCACUCCAGGGAACAAAUGAGAAUGGCCCCAGCUGGUUAUGGUGGCUGUUGGUUGCGAUGCCUUUGAACCACGAGGCAAAACACAUCAUCUUGUCUAUGACAUCGAUCACUGAACGUUUAAACAGUGCAAAACGCUUCUUAGCAAUAUUGUUAAGCCGACUGUAA